This is a messenger RNA of Pantherophis guttatus, 1874 nucleotides long. NCBI's taxonomy places the organism in Eukaryota, Metazoa, Chordata, Lepidosauria, Squamata, Colubridae. The record is from RefSeq and is a predicted model, not a curated record.
UGAUUUAAAUCACAAUUUAAAUCACGAUUUAAAUCACUAGUAAAAAGGCUUGAUUUAAAUCAACUCGAUUUAAAUCUUUGUUUGCAGAAUAAUGACUUUCUGGAGAAUACCAUACAUCGCCAUGAACCUCCAGUUACAGCACAAACGAUUGAGUUUAUAGAGGAUAAUGAUGAAGUUGUGGUUGUAGACAAGCCCUCAUCUGUGCCCGUUCAUCCCUGCGGUGGAUUUCGGCACAACACAAUCAUUUUCAUUUUGGGCAAAGAGCAUAACCUGAAAGAGCUGCAUACUGUUCAUCGGCUUGAUCGCCUGACAUCAGGUGUCCUCAUCUUUGCCAAGUCUGCAGAAGUAUCCAAGAGGAUUGAUGAACAAGUUCGACAGCGGCAGCUGGAGAAAGAGUAUGUAUGCCGUGUGGUUGGAGAGUUUCCAGAAAAUGAAGUGAUCUGUGAAGAACCUAUCUUGUCUAUGUCUUACAAAAUGGGUUUGUGUCGAGUGGAUCCCAAAGGCAAGACAUGUAAAACGGUCUUCCAGCGGCUCAGUUACAAUGGCAAGACUAGUGUAGUAAAGUGUUUCCCAUACACUGGCCGUACCCAUCAGAUCCGUGUCCAUCUACAAUUUUUGGGGCAUCCUAUCGUCAAUGAUCCUAUCUACAAUAAUGAAAUUUGGGGUCCUGAAAAGGGCAAGGGGGGCAGUGUUAAUAAAACUGAUGAUGAAUUGCUUCAAUCAUUUGUGGAAGAAUAUGUCUCAAAAGAGAGUCUGGGAAUCUUGGACAUUGUGGAGGAGGACCUGAAAGCAGUUUUAGCAGAUAAAAAGCAGGAAACUCCAGAUAAUGGAAUUAAGCCUCUGCAGGUCACUACUGCAAUUGAUCAUUCUGACAACAUUGAAGAAUCAGAAGACAAAGAAAAGACGCUUUCUCUGAAUUCUGCCUCUCAAGCAAAUGUGCAUAAAACUGAAAGUGGGGAAAUGUGUUUAACUGAGUUCCACAAUGAGAUGGACCCACUAUGUGAAGAAUGCAAAACGGUGAGGCCUGAUCCAUCACCCAGAGAGCUAGUGAUGUAUCUCCAUGCUUUACGCUAUAAAGGAAUGGAAUUUGAAUAUUGUUCCAAAAUGCCUGCUUGGGCCCAGGAUGAUUGGGAAGAGACUUGAAUCUUAUUUUAUAAAGUGAAGAGCGGGUGAGAAACUUUCUGCAAAUGGAAUGGAAGAAGAGUCGGUAUAUGUGAAGAAGCUGUUCCAAAGAAUGCAUUUUCUUUUUAUUGCAAGAAAGUGGAAUAAUUAUUUGGAGAAGCAAUAUUUCUUACCAAGUAAGAAUAUACAAGUAAUCCUUGAGUUACGACAGUAAUGGAACCUGCCCAUUACAGUACUGUUGGAAUCGGGAUAAAUGAGCCCCAUCCUUGCUCAUCUCAAUGCAUUUGGGAAACGAAUGUGUGGGUCAUUACGCGCGCAUGGGGUGCCUCAGGGAUGACCCUGGAGGGAUUAGUGCAGGCACAAGCCCCCUGCCUUGGGCCUUCCAAGGCCUCCCCCCACCCCUGAGAUACCCCAUUCUCCGCUUCCCACCCUUGGGGUCCCCAUAACCCAUUGGGCCUCUAUUUUAAUGCCAUAUAUCUCCGUAUUCUGGUCUAUUUUAUUGUGACUGCUACUCAGCUACUCUGUUCCUUAAUAGAGCUGCAUAGCCUCUCCAAUAAAUUAACUUAAUAAAAGGGCUCAUUAAACAGCUGCAAUCAUAGUUAACGUGUCUUAUGGGGAGCUUGAACUGCCUAUUUCAUUGCUUUUAAAAAGCUGUGUAAUAAUAAAGCUGUUCCGGUUUCUUGGGAGCAAUCAUUGGUUCUAAAAAUCUGAUGAAACGGAGCUCUUUCCAAUAAAUAUACACAUUAAAAACA